Siniperca chuatsi (mandarin fish) is the source of this 3983-nucleotide messenger RNA. RefSeq names its product transmembrane and coiled-coil domains 3 (gene slc9d1). Gene Ontology annotation, molecular function: potassium:proton antiporter activity. The transcript is spliced from 16 exons. The record is from RefSeq and is a predicted model, not a curated record. NCBI's taxonomy places the organism in Eukaryota, Metazoa, Chordata, Actinopteri, Centrarchiformes, Sinipercidae. Gene Ontology annotation, biological process: potassium ion transmembrane transport; proton transmembrane transport. The coding region runs from base 358 to 2382 and encodes 674 amino acids. Gene Ontology annotation, cellular component: membrane.
CUGGUCCAACUUCAACAGGGAGUUCCUCAAUAGCAGCCCUACCUACCUGAACGAAGUAACGUUAGCAUCCCCUUGCUAGCAAGACUAAUGUUACCAACGGGUGGAGGUCGAGGUAAACAUGAAGUUGGUCGCCAAGUAAAUUGCUUCUCCGUCAGUCGUGGAGUGGAGUUGAGAGCCAGGGCAGUGCACAUAUUUCGCAGCAACAGUACCAGAUUGGCUGCAGUCCAGUUUUAGGAAGCAGGACAGAGGAGGAGGUUGGAAAGUAAACAUCCCUCUGCUUGCUAGACUCAUGCUCACAAAGGUCUCUUUCUCUUUAUCAAUCUCUACCCUCGGGUGAAGGCAGAAGUAGAGGUUUGGAUGCAGGUUGUAUGCUGGCUGCUGUGCUUUGGCACGGCGGGGGCACUCGCUGUGCUGCAGAAGGACCAGGUGGCCCAGCACGCCAUCAAGCUUUAUCGGAGCAAGGGGGCCACACACGGCCACAGCUGGGUGGCCAGCAACUGCAAGCGGCUAGUGGGUCUCCUGCGUCAGAAGAAUGUGGUCGUCAAGAAGCUGGCAGCCGCUGCUGAUGCUGUUGGACGAGACCGGGCCCUUUCAGAACCCGAGAGGCACUUCCAGGUUCACACUCUGGAGGUUUUCCAGAAGGAGCUGAAUGAGAGCGAGCACCUGGUGUUCCAGGCUGUGCACAGCCUGCAGAGGGCGCUGCAGGGAGACUACAGGGAUGUGGUCAACAUGAAGGAGAGCAGCAGACAGAGGCUGGAGGCCCUCAGGGAGGCAGCCAUAAAGGAAGAACAGGAGUAUGUGGAGCUGGUGGCUGCUGAGAAGCACCAGCAGGAAGCUGUUAAGAGCGCUUUAGCCCAGAAUAAGACUCUGUCCAUGCUGGACGAGAUCCUGGAGGACGUCAGGAAGGCAGCAGACCGGCUAGAAGAGGAAAUCGAGGAGCACGCCUUUGACAACAACAAACAGAUGAAAGGAGUAAAUGUAGAGGCAGUGUUGAGAGUGGAGGAUGACGAGGAGAAUGGAGGGAAGAGGAAGAACAAGUCCCGGCAGAAGGAAGUGGAGGAUGACCUGGGACUGAGCAUGCUCAUUGACUCGCAGAACAACCAGUAUGUCCUGACCAAACCACGAGACUCCACAAUGCCAAGAGCGGACCAUCACUUCAUCAAGGACUUGGUGUCAGUGGUGAUGUUGUCCCUGCCUUGCGGAUGGAUUUGCUCUCUGGUUGGUCUUCCCCCCAUGUUUGGAUAUAUCAUCUGCGGGGUCCUACUCGGCCCUUCUGGCCUCAACAGCAUCAAGUCUAUGGUGCAGGUGGAGACUCUGGGGGAGUUGGGUGUGUUCUUCACUCUCUUUGUGGUGGGUUUGGAGUUCUCACCGGAGCGCGUUCGAAAGGUAUGGAAGACAUCGGUUCAGGGGUCGUGCUACCUGAGUCUGCUGAUGGUGGGGGCCGGUUUGUUGUGGGGACAAGUCCUGCGUAUUCGACCCACCCAGACUGUCUUCAUCUCCACUUGUCUCUCCCUGUCCAGCACUCCACUAGUGUCCCGCUUCCUGGCAGGGGGGAGCAGAGGGGACAAAGAAGGUGAUCUGGACUACAGCAGUGUUCUCCUCGGGAUGUUAGUGAUGCAAGACGUUCAACUUGGUCUCUUCGUCGCCAUAAUGCCAACUCUGAUCCAGGCACAGAGUGGAGACUUGGACAGCUUCCUGUUUGGAAGUCUCCGCGUGUUGUACCUCCUGGCCCAGGUCCUGGUCUCUCUGGCUGCUGUGCUGCUGCUGUGUUUGUUACUCAAAUCAUUCCUGAUUGGACCCUAUUACAAGAAACUGCAUGCUGAGAGCAAAGGCAACAAGGAGAUCCUGGUGCUGGGGAUGGCAGCUUUUGUCUUUUUCAUGCUGACGGUGACAGAGAUUUUGGAUGUUUCUAUGGAGCUGGGCUGUUUCCUGGCUGGAGCUUUGCUGUCCACACAGGGUCACAUGGUUACGACAGAGGUCAUGGGAUGCAUCGAGCCGAUCAGAGAUUUUCUCGCCAUCAUCUUCUUCGCCUCCAUCGGUCUCCACGUGUUCCCGACAUUCGUGCUGUAUGAACUCACCAUUCUGUUGGUGCUAACACUCUCGCUCGUCAUUAUGAAGUUCGUGAUGGCCGUACUGGUGUUGUCGGUGAUCUUGCCUCCAGGCUCUCGACACAUACGGUGGAUUGUCUCAGCUGGUCUGGCUCAGGUCAGCGAAUUCUCCUUCGUCUUGAGCAGCCGUGCUCGUCGUGCUGGCAUCAUCUCCAGAGAGGUUUACCUGCUGGUUCUCAGUGUCACCACCCUCAGUUUGCUACUGGCACCAGUGCUGUGGAGAGUCACCACACACAAAUGGGUUCCCCGGGGCGAACGCAAAAUAGUCACAUGACCAGGCCGGCUUCAGGGCCAAAAGGUUCCCAUGUAACUCUUACAAAGCCGGCAGCGGCAUCACGGGAAGCAGAAGUUAAGUCUUAUUUUACCGUUCAGAAAGUUCUCACGUUAACGCACACAAUGAUAUGAGACGUGGCCUGUUGGACCAAAUCUCUCUUCUUCUUCUUCUUCUUGAUUUAACAGACGCAGUUCACGGCUUUAUGGGAGGAAAGAAAAUCAUCAUCAGCUACAUUUUGGCUUCUUUAAAAAUGCCUUCUUCAGAUUGUUAUAAAGGUCUUCUGCUUUGGUAUCAUCCAUUAUAUUUCAUGUCAAGAGCAUGGACCUGGACCAUCCAUGCUCUUCACCAGUGUAUUACAUAUAGAUACUGAUACCUGAUACUGUAUAAGGUCUUAUUUUAUAACACGUACUGUAAUCAUUUCAGCUCAUUUCUGUCAAAUUGCAACCUCACUGAACUGCUCCACUCAAAUCAACAGUCUUAAAGGCUUGACAGAAUCACUGAUAGGAAGCACACCUGCUUGACAGUUCAGUGGAGAAGCACAAGUACUGAUGCAUUAUGAAGAAAAACAGAUACUUUCCCUCUCCGCCGUCUGUACGAAUUAUUUUGUUUUCCACUGAAAGUCAGUGGAGUUGCUCUUUCUUUGAUCUUCAUCAGUUUUUCUACAUUCCUGGUAACAAUCACAGGGACCAAAUCUGAGGGUUUAACUUCAUAUUUUGUUUCCUUAUUCAUGUAUGAGUUAAAUAUUUGAUUUUUUUUUUGAAAACUUUUUGUGUAAUUUAACAUGGCCUCCAUUUUCCCUAUAUUUGACCAUCUCGCAUUACUAUUUCUGACUUUUAGGUUAUUGCAAAUGACAAAUUUGGAUUCUUACUGAAGUGCAAACCUUUCUAUCUGCUGUAUUUAAUAGAUGGUACUUGUAGUUUAUCUAAUCACUGUACUGCUGUGAAUUUAGCUGUGACAACAGUUUUAGUGUUAGCUAAAAACAAAUACAUAGAAUACAAAUAUUCCUUUUACAAAAACUAUAACCGUCUUUAUUCAUUCCUUUUUUCAGGCUCUCCAUUUUUGUCAAAUGAAUGUAAACUCUGGUAUAAUACAGAAAAGUAAAAAGUAAGAAAUGGAGAUAAUGAAAUAUUUAGAUAGCAGUUCACAAGAACAGAAAAUGUACAUCAGAAUUGAUUUACUGGUGUUACAUUUAAAGAAAAAUCCUGCACUAGUUACCAUUGAAUGUCAAACAUAUGUGCCUGCUCAACACUGCUCUGCACUAAAAGUAAGACUUUGAGGACUGUAACCUCUGUGGCAUCUCAUGCUGUAAACGUCUUUGUCUUAUCUUUCAUAAUGUGCAAUGUAAAUGUAUGUAUGUAUGAGCUACAUACAUGUUCUAUUUUGUUUCAUGUUUAAUUUUUUUUUUUUUUCACAUUUUCCUGCUAUAUGUCAACACAGAGUAAUUUUCGUUACUUUGUGUAGUGGAUGAGUUUACAUACGUGUUGUUGGUGGCCAUGACACUCCCAGGCACAAAGAAAUGGUGUUUUCAUCAAAAUGUCCAUGUAUUUUUAAAUUGUUUAAUUAAUUCAUUUAUUUAUUAAAAAUAAUAUGACUAAGAAGUA